AAAAACACUAAAAUCAACUGCUCCUUUUAAUUGCUCCAAAAAAGAUCUCAAUCGUUUCUCUUGCAUUUCUCUCUCUCUUGGCUGCCUGCCUUUUCUGUUUCUUCUCUCCGCUCCAUUCGUAUCGAAAGCUUCGGAUUCCAUCUAAAAGACAUGGGUCCGAUCGUUUUGACUCAGGUGGCGACCGGCUUGAGUGUCUUGGCCGGAGCGGUGUUAGUCAAAUCGGUCAUGGACCAGAAGCCCAUGGCCGGCCCCUUUCAGAGAUGCGCGACUUGCAACGGCACGGGUCGUGUCACGUGCAUUUGUUCGCGUUGGUCCGAUGGAGAUGUCGGUUGUCGGACAUGCGCCGGGUCGGGUCGCAUGGCGUGCAGCAGUUGCGGUGGGUCAGGUACGGGCCGGCCCAUUCCUGUCCAGAUUUCUGUACGUCCUCCAACGAAUAGGAGCUCCUAAUAAACCGGGUUUCGGCUCGUCAUGAACCAUGACAGUCUCAAAAGCCCGUCUUGUAUUUUUAUAGUUUUUUCUUUUGAAAUUUAAUUAUGUAAUAUAAUAGUGGAAAAGAGAGAGAUGGAGAAGUUAGUAAGUUGAAAUCUCUUAAUGACUCUUAUUAAAAAUUUGAAUUAAGUAGUUGGCUUACUUUUAACAUUUUCCCUGUUUGGUAAUGAAGAGAUAGUUAUGUUGUAA
Molecule: messenger RNA, 678 nt
Organism: Theobroma cacao (cacao)
Lineage: Eukaryota; Viridiplantae; Streptophyta; Magnoliopsida; Malvales; Malvaceae
Product: chaperone protein dnaJ-like protein
Source: RefSeq, a predicted model, not a curated record